AUGUUAAAUAUUAAAAAGCAUUCUAGAACAAGACAUCAAGUGAAAUAUUUUUGUAGUAAAUGUAAAGGAAUUUAUGUUGACCUAAGAACUAAAAACAAACAUUCAAUAAACGCCACAAACACAUCCAUUUUGUUACAAGAUGAAAAUGAUCUGAUGAUUGAAUCAUCACGACACUCAUUUAUUAAUAAAGAAUUUUCUAUUGAAUAUCAAGAAGAUGUAUUGCAAUUGGACAAUUUAGCAAUACUUUCUUCGAAAAUGAGAAAACGGAAUAGAAAAAAUACUCUUUUAGAGUACGACGAAAUAAAUCAAGAAGUUUUUAGUAGUAAUAAAAAUGACCAUGAAGAAAUUAAUAAUGAUAUUGAUAAUAUCAAUGAUUAUAUAUACGAGUUCUGA
Molecule: messenger RNA, 393 nt
Organism: Funneliformis caledonium
Lineage: Eukaryota; Fungi; Glomeromycota; Glomeromycetes; Glomerales; Glomeraceae
Source: the annotation of a GenBank genome assembly